AUGGAAGAGAAAGAAGAGACAAUCUCUGUGCAAUCCCGCGAGCGAUAUGGUUCGGCUAGGGAAGAUGGCUCGGAGCCCACUGGCGAGAAGCAUGUGGUAUAUAUAACAUGAGACGACUCCGCUUCUGCCGUUUGUCAUUACGACUGGCCACAUUUUAUUUAUAAUAAUUGGUUAGAAACAGUUACGUGGUUCUGGCUUAAGGUGGGGACCGUGUGGAAUUUAUGAAGUCGAGGGGGAUCUGGACCGAGCCAGGAGAUUCUGGGGUGUCUUGGUCUCUUGGAGGCAGUCCAGAUGCGGCUACGCUUCGGCCAACUCCCCCGCAUAAGGGGUUUGGCUAUCUUACCACGAAGAGACAGAUCGCGUUGCCUGCCACGGAGCAUAGCCGGAAUGAUAAACGAGCGCGAUGUUGCUGUAUAAUCAUGGCUCUAAGACACCACCAAUCGGGAACGUCCUGCUUGUCAGUUGUCUCGUCAUGUGACGUGCAACGGUCUCGAUGAGAUUGGGAUUUGCACUUGUGUGACGAAACAUUGCUCUGAACGUGUAUGUGGUAAAUUUCGGCGUGACGUGUAUAAAAUAAAUUUUAAAGGAAUCCCUUUAUCUUAAGAAAUUAAGAUGACUGGUUAAGGUAUUGUUAACAUUUCACUUCAAUUAAAUCUCGUUUGAAGAUCCAGCAACAGUCGAUCAUAGUACAUAGUAUGUAGAAUAUGAAACUCGCUGGAUAGAAUGGCAAGGGAAAGAAAGUGGAAUCAAGGAUCAAGCGUGGUACCUUCUGUUUGCCAUCGGCGUUUUAUCCAUCCCAUAGGUGUUACUCUCACCGUCUGUCUGUCUCUCUCAUUACCCAAUGUAAAUUCUAAGUUCUGCUCCUGUGACUUUUUGUCGGGCGAAUCCUCGCAAAUCGGUCUGAAUACGUACGGCGUGCAAAGUGCGGAGAGAGCCCAGCCAAGUCUAGACACCUCAGGCUUGGCUAUAGGUUCCUGGUUCCUGGCUUUACUGCGAGGACAACCCUCGUUCUCCAUUCCCGUCUUGGUAUAGGGCGAGAACAUUCACAUAAUUUCUCGCGACUUGAUGCCAGACCGUUCUUCACCGGACAAGCCGACGAAUUGUAGGCACCCCGAGCCACCUCCAUUGCUGCUUCCACCACCACUACCACCAUCACCAUCACCAUCAUCCGCGCCACCGACGGCAACGGCCAAGUCUCCGACGUUAUUGCUGAUCCCGGAGAUUUAUGCCGAAGAAAGGCAAAGAACGAAGCAGAUGUCGCGAGGUGGCUUCAUGCCAAUUUCGGGCGGUGCUUGCAAUCAAAUUACACGGAAACACUUUAUCUUAAUGACCACGUUCCUACUGCACGGGACCCUACAUUUGUACCCGGUGGAGAUUGCAACGUGCGCCGCAUUUGGCUGGCAUUGUGGAGCCGUCAACCGCAACUGCGACUGCCGAGCAGCCAGCAGUCAGCCAGGCCCAGCAGGAUUCCGGUUGCGGAAUGCGCGAACGAUCGCCCGGUAUCAAAAACCGUGCACUAG
Molecule: messenger RNA, 1520 nt
Organism: Heterotrigona itama
Lineage: Eukaryota; Metazoa; Arthropoda; Insecta; Hymenoptera; Apidae
Source: the annotation of a GenBank genome assembly